Molecule: messenger RNA, 1283 nt
Organism: Anopheles moucheti
Lineage: Eukaryota; Metazoa; Arthropoda; Insecta; Diptera; Culicidae
Gene: Ho
Product: heme oxygenase 1
Exons: 2
Coding region: 83-826 (247 amino acids)
Biological process (GO): heme oxidation
Molecular function (GO): heme oxygenase (decyclizing) activity
Source: RefSeq, a predicted model, not a curated record
UCUUUGUUAUUGUCAUCCCCUUUUUGCGCAAUAUUAUUACCAGUCGGUCAUCCAUUCGGUACGCAUCGUGAAGUGUAGCAAAAUGGCACAAAAUGUGCCCUUUUCGAAACAAAUGCGCCUAGCCACGAGAGACAUUCACAGUGUAAGCGACGCACUUGUUAACGCAAAGUUAGCAUUCGCCCUUUACGAUAACCGUGUUUGGGCGGAAGGUUUGCUCAUCUUCUACGACGUCUUCAAACAUCUCGAACAACGUGUCCCGCACGAUUUUCUACCUCCGGAACUACAUCGAACGGCACAGUUCGAACAAGAUUUACGCUUCUAUCUCGGCGAUGGAUGGUCCGAACGGCACACCCCAAAGCCUGAAGUGUGUGCCUAUUUGAACCAUUUGUCGGAAAUCGAACAGGAAAAUGCAAACCUGCUGCUGGCAUACGUGUACCAUCUCUACAUGGGUCUUCUGUCUGGUGGGCAAAUAUUACAAAAGCGCCGCUCAUUGGGACGUCGGUUUAAUCCAUUCCGACGGGCAGAUGAACGCUCGAUUGAUGGUGCGGCUCUUACUACGUUCGAGGAUAACAGUAUUAACGGAUUGAAGCAACGUUUACGCAAAAUUGUUGACGAGUUUGGUGCCCGUUUAGAUGAGGAAACGCACCAGCGAAUGUUGGACGAAAGCCGGAAAGUGUUCGAGCUGAACAAUACCAUCAUCCGGACGGUAGAGGGCGUCGGUUCAGCAAACGUGCGUAUCGUUGCGUACGUUGCUAUGGCAAUCGCCGGCAUCGUGUUGAUGCAGUACAUUCUACGAAACAACGCUGAGAGCAGACAAGACCCAUAGAGCAUGUACGGGGGUAUGUGUGAUUAUAGUUUUAACAAAUUUUGAAUUAAACAAUUUAACGAUCAAUUUCGGAAUUGUUAACACACAAACAGGCAACGAAUGGAAUUAGUUUUGUUUUUUUCUUUCCGAUUAAUAUUUUUCAUCUAAUAUAGCGAUUACCACACUGACACGGAGCCAGCCAAUCGGUACCCGCUUAGGAAUUAUAACAUCGAAAUAGACUCUAGAAAGAGGUACCGGUUCGGACGGUUCGCGAACCCUCCUUUUGUGCGCUGCCACUCAUAUCAUAACCCGAAGUAAUAGCACCCAAACAUUUUGCGAUUAUUGUUAUAGUAAUAUCGAAACCCUCGCUCCUAAUAGUGGUCAACAUGAAGCGCGUGGUACUGGUCCUGCAAAGGAGAACUAUUGCAGUCCUGUUUCCCGACUCGCGUUGCCCUAUCUUCUACACAAGUAGUACCAU